Sphaeroforma arctica JP610 is the source of this 467-nucleotide messenger RNA. RefSeq lists its product as hypothetical. The coding region runs from base 1 to 453 and encodes 150 amino acids. Gene Ontology annotation, molecular function: oxidoreductase activity. The record is from RefSeq and is a predicted model, not a curated record. NCBI's taxonomy places the organism in Eukaryota, Ichthyosporea, Ichthyophonida. The transcript is spliced from 4 exons.
AUGGUUGCUUCAGGAAUCGCGGUCGUCACUGGCGCGAAUCAAGGGAUUGGAUACCACAUCGCUCGGUUGAUUGCUACAAAGGGUUACAAAACGUACUUGGCAUGUCGUCGCGAAAAAGAAGGACAACGGGUAGCCCAGGAGUUGCGCGAUGCUGGUCUUGAUACCCACUUUGUACAGCUAGAUAUCAACGACCAAGGCAAGUAUCAAUUCUUUUAUAUUAGUAACAACAAGAAUGGCGGAGACAAUCCGAUGUCUAAAUCAAACUAUGGCAUGAGCAAGUGCGGCGUAAUUGCACUUGUAAAGCUUCUGGCGGCCGAAGAGAAGCAACGCGCUCCCACCGACGGGAGUGCAUCCAUUUUCUAUACAUGCUUCUGCCCGGGAUACUGUAGUACUUCCAUGAGUAGUCACAUAGGGCCGAGAUCGGCUGAAAAGGGCGCAGGCGAGUAUUUCUAACGCAUGUUCCUCGC